AUGCAGUGUUACGACAACUCUAUUGACCCCAACGACAUAACUUGUCCGUUCUCGAUCAACGUCAGUGGGAUAAAUGGAAACUGGAAAGUGACUAGAGUGAACUUUACUCACAACCAUGUCAAGCACGUGGGAUUUUCCGCGCGUCCCGUUGCCGAGGGAUCUGUCGCGCGUCCCGCCUCUGACAAGAGAAACAGAACACAAGAUGUGGCAGCUUUGACCCAGCUUGUCGAAGCUGAGAUGCUGCCUCGCUACGAGAAUAAAACUGAAAGGAUGACUGGGGCACCCACCCCUGGCGGUUAG
Messenger RNA from Phytophthora nicotianae INRA-310, 300 nucleotides. RefSeq lists its product as hypothetical. The transcript has a single exon. Bases 1 to 300 code for a protein of 99 amino acids. The record is from RefSeq and is a predicted model, not a curated record. Lineage: Eukaryota; Oomycota; Peronosporomycetes; Peronosporales; Peronosporaceae.